Homalodisca vitripennis (glassy-winged sharpshooter) is the source of this 401-nucleotide messenger RNA. RefSeq lists its product as uncharacterized. The record is from RefSeq and is a predicted model, not a curated record. Bases 1 to 369 code for a protein of 122 amino acids. Lineage: Eukaryota; Metazoa; Arthropoda; Insecta; Hemiptera; Cicadellidae. The transcript has 3 exons.
AUGCAGGUUAUUCCUCCAGAUAUAGAUCAUCCUGGAGUGAACCGUCCUGGAGUCCUGGAGAUUGUUAACAGUAAUGAUGUCAGUGGUAUAUCCUCUCAUCAUUGCCCCCCUCCUCACACUCUCACAACCCUCUCCCCCCCACAACCACCUCGCAGGCCGCGGCACGGCUCUCAGUACGGACACAGUAGCUGUCGUGCCGCGCUGUGCUGUAUCGUGCCUCGUGCCUACACCGUAGUGAAGUGGCGCUCCAAUACGUGCAUCGUGCUCACUGCGCUCGGAUAUGACGACUGCUUUAUGUGUCCUGGUGAACCUCUUGAUGAGCAUCACAGCCAUUCAGUCCCAGUCUCAAGGAGGUGGAAACCUUAUUGAUGCUCCUCAACACAGCGACAUUCUCAAGGUAC